This is a messenger RNA of Colletotrichum spaethianum, 945 nucleotides long. Its product is annotated as small COPII coat GTPase SAR1. Gene Ontology annotation, biological process: mRNA splicing, via spliceosome; maintenance of RNA location. The coding region runs from base 1 to 945 and encodes 314 amino acids. Lineage: Eukaryota; Fungi; Ascomycota; Sordariomycetes; Glomerellales; Glomerellaceae. The record is from RefSeq and is a predicted model, not a curated record. Gene Ontology annotation, molecular function: mRNA binding; protein binding. The transcript has a single exon. Gene Ontology annotation, cellular component: nucleus.
AUGGACUCAGACGACGAGCGCCGCGACCACCGUUCACGGCGCAGCCGCCCCGACGACGACGACGAAGACACUAGACCGCGCAGGGACACCGCAGACCGUGAUAGCCACCGGCGCAGACGAAGCAAAGACCGAGACCACGGCCGCGACCGCGACCGCGGCUCCGACAGACACAGAGAAAAGCGGAGGUCACGAUCGCGAGAUCGGCGCGAGAGACGCCGCUCGCGCACGCCGGACUCUUCCUCGCGGAAACGCUCCCGAUCACGCGACCGCGACCGCGACAGAGAGCGACGCAGACGGCGAUCCCGGCACCGCCGCCGCGACUCCGGCUCCGACUCGGAACCCGACGCCCCCAAACGCAAACGACCGGCUCCCGCCAGCCCCCUCCGCCGCGCGGGCCCGCUCCCCGACCAAAACGCCUCCUUCGCGGUCUCCAAGGGCGAGGAGCCCGAGAAGCCCAAGGAGAAGCCGAACCUGCGCACGACGGGCCUGCUCGCGGCGGCCUCCAACUCGGUGCAGCAGGCCGACGGCACCUCGAUCGUGCUAAAGUACCACGAGCCCGCCGAGGCGCGCAAGCCGCCCGCCAAGGACCAGUGGAAGCUCUUCGUCUUCAAGGGCGCCGACAUUGUCGACACGGUGGACCUGAGCGCGCGGAGCUGCUGGCUCGUCGGCCGCGAGGCGGCCGUCGUGGACCUGAUGGCCGAGCACCCGAGCAUCAGCAAGCAGCACGCCGUCAUCCAGUUCCGGCACGUCGAGAAGAGGAACGAGUUUGGCGACCGCAUCGGCAAGGUGAAGCCGUACCUCAUCGAUUUGGAGAGCGCCAACGGGACGGUGCUGAACGGGGACAAGGUGGCGGACAGUCGCUACUACGAGUUGAGGGACAAGGACAUGAUCAAGCUGGGACACAGCACGCGGGAGUACGUGCUCAUGCUGGCGCCAAAGGAAUGA